UUAGAGCUCUUCUCUCGCGAGAUCUUCAGCGUACUGGAGUCAGCUGUGGUGGUCGCCAAGUGGGCGGUAGUGAUUGGUCUUGCUGCAGUUUUUCUGCACAUUUCGGUCUGGCCCAGAGGCGCUAAGAUAUACAGAAAAAUGGAGUAUAUGACAGAACCCGUGAAGCACACACCUGGACACAUCUUGUGCUGCGAUUGCGGUGUCCCGAUCAGUCCAAAUCCUGCCAAUAUUUGUGUGGCUUGUCUGCGAAGUAAAGUAGAUAUCAGCCAAGGCAUUCCGAAACAAGUCUCUGUAUCUUUCUGCAAACAGUGCCAAAGAUAUUUCCAGCCACCAGGAACUUGGGUACAAUGUGCAUUAGAAUCUAGGGAACUUCUUGCAUUGUGUUUGAAAAAAAUCAAAGCCCCUCUGAGUAAGGUACGGCUUGUAGAUGCAAGCUUUGUUUGGACUGAGCCGCAUUCUAAGAGACUUAAAGUUAAACUAACUAUUCAGAAAGAGGUGAUGAAUGGUGCUAUCCUUCAGCAAGUGUUUGUGGUGGAUUAUGUUGUUCAGCCCCAGAUGUGUGGAGAUUGCCAUAGAGUGGAAGCUAAGGAUUUCUGGAAGGCUGUGGUUCAAGUCAGGCAAAAGACUUUGCACAAAAAAACUUUCUAUUAUCUGGAACAGUUGAUUUUGAAAUAUGGCAUGCACCAGAAUACACUUCGUAUCAAAGACAUUCAUGAUGGUCUGGAUUUCUAUUAUUCCUCAAAACAACAUGCUCAGAAGAUGGUAGAAUUUCUUCAGUGUACAGUUCCCACUAGAUACAAAGCCUCACAGAGACUGAUCUCUCAGGAUGUCCAUAGUAACACAUACAAUUACAAAAGCACUUUUUCUGUGGAAAUUGUUCCAAUAUGCAAGGAUAAUGUUGUUUGUCUGUCUCCAAAACUGGCACAAAGCCUGGGAAACAUGAACCAGAUUUGUGUGUGUAUUCGAGUAACCAGCGUCAUCCAUCUCAUAGAUCCAAAUACCCUACAAGUUGCAGAUAUUGAUGGCAACACUUUUUGGAGUCACCCUUUCAAUAGUUUAUGCCAUCCCAAACAGCUAGAGGAGUUUAUUGUUAUGGAAUGCAGCAUAGUACGAGAUCUAAAGCGCAAUGCAGGUGCUGGAAUGAUAUCAAAAAAGCAUACCCUCGGGGAAGUCUGGGUACAGAAAACAUCUGAAAUGAAUACAGAUAAACAGUAUUUUUGUCGCACUCAUUUGGGACAUCUUCUAAAUCCUGGAGACCUGGUGUUGGGGUUUGAUUUGGCCAACUGUAACUUAAAUGAUGAGCAUGUCAACAAAAUGAAAUCAGAUAGAGUCCCAGAUGUGGUGUUAAUCAAGAAGAGCUAUGACCGUACCAAACGUCAGCGUCGUAGAAACUGGAAACUGAAAGAGCUUGCAAGAGAUAGAGAAAACUUGGAUACAGAUGAUGAAAGGCAAUACCAAGAUUUCCUUGAAGAUCUUGAAGAAGAUGAGGCAAUUAGAAAAAAUGUGAACAUUUAUAGAGAUUCAACCAUUCCUGUGGAAGGUGACACAGAUGAUGAAGGAGCACCUCGAAUUAGUCUGGCUGAGAUGCUUGAAGACCUUCACAUUUCCCAAGAUGCUACUGGUGAAGAAGGUGAAUCGAUGAUGACAUAAUGAGAUCAUGUUGUAGAUGGUUUCCACAUCCGUAGGCUUAGGAUGUUGGACAAAAAUAAUUUUUACUGUCUAUUCUGUCUAUGCCUUCAUAUUGAGAGAAGAGAAAUUUAGUUUUAAACCUGAAUAAAUAUGACUAUUUUGAUCGUUCACUUGAAGCACUGAUAAAGGUUGAUGGCUUUGAAGUUUUCGAUAAAAAAAUGCAGAAUGUAAUUAUUACUGAUAUUUAGGCCAUUUUACAUAUGGAAUUUUAUUGGCUUGCUUUUUUAUCAGACACUAGUAUUUUCACGUACUAUAGCUCUGGGUUUAAAAGCUCACAAGUUGUGAUUCCUUGGAGGUUACCUAAAUCUUCAAGCAGAAAACAAGCUUUCACAUUCUUUUUAUAUUGAUUGCUUUAGUAGAAGAGCAUAUGAAGAAUCAUUUUUAAUAAGAACUUGCCAUGCACUUAGUCCACUUUAGAUCAUUUUUAUGUCCUUGGGAUACAAAACUUGGGGUUCGGUUUAUCGUUGGACAUUCAGUAGGAAAGCUGUCUUUUUUAUUUGUAAUAUUUACAUCUUCAAAAGCUGUUAAGCUGGGGAUUAUCUUAAUUUUCAUUGCAGAAGAAAGUAUAUUUAAAAUAUUUGUAGAUUUGUAGCAAACAGUAUUUAAAGGUUAAAUAACAGUUUAUACCUUUGUUGUUUUGGCUUGUGCCAGCAGCUUAAUAAAGUAGCUGCUUAUGUCAUAAAAAUGUCUUCCUAUCACUUCAGGGAUUUCGCUUUUAAAAUUUUGGUUUACAAAUUGAGAAGGAAUUCUCUCUUUAUAAGUUUCUAUCACUGAACACAUCACUAUCAAAAAGAAUAUUAGAAUCCAGCAUAUAGUUGAUGAAGUAAUGAAAAUGAUCUUCAUGCUUUAUAAAACCACGAAUCAGAUUUGAAUGAGGAAUGCCUUCCACAUCCUUGAAGGAAAAGCAUUGGCUUGGGUUUUAAAGUGUUCUGAAAAUGAAGUAUUAAGAUCCUAUUUCUAUAAGCAAGAUCAGACUUACUAAGCACUAAUUCAUAAAUUCUAUAUAUACCACUAUAUAAGGAAAUUGAGUAAGUGCUGAAUGGAACAUUUUCUUUUUUUUAAGAUCAGACUCCCUAAUUCUGAAGUUUUGAAUAAAGGCCUGUGCUUUCUAAAGUGGCUUCUGUCUGCAAAUUUAAAGUUUCUACCUGUGGUCUGUGUUUACCCCUUCUAUGUCAAGACUUUAAAAAGCAUGAAAAUAAAAACAUUCUCCCCCUUU
Physeter macrocephalus (sperm whale) is the source of this 2905-nucleotide messenger RNA. RefSeq names its product NMD3 ribosome export adaptor (gene NMD3). The record is from RefSeq and is a predicted model, not a curated record. Bases 139 to 1650 code for a protein of 503 amino acids. NCBI's taxonomy places the organism in Eukaryota, Metazoa, Chordata, Mammalia, Artiodactyla, Physeteridae. Gene Ontology annotation, biological process: ribosomal large subunit export from nucleus. Gene Ontology annotation, molecular function: ribosomal large subunit binding. Gene Ontology annotation, cellular component: cytoplasm; nucleus. The transcript is spliced from 16 exons.